Brassica napus (rape) is the source of this 5106-nucleotide messenger RNA. RefSeq lists its product as uncharacterized. Lineage: Eukaryota; Viridiplantae; Streptophyta; Magnoliopsida; Brassicales; Brassicaceae. The record is from RefSeq and is a predicted model, not a curated record. Gene Ontology annotation, molecular function: nucleic acid binding; zinc ion binding. The coding region runs from base 13 to 5106 and encodes 1697 amino acids. The transcript has 2 exons. Gene Ontology annotation, biological process: DNA integration.
UUUCAGGUAGCUAUGGACAGUGAAGAAGAAAGAAACCGACCCGGAAACUCACAUGCCGGGCUAUCUAACUUGCAAAUGCGUGCUCUCAAUGAUUCUAUGUCUAACUUGUUGAAUACAGGUUUGGAGGCGAUCCAUCAGAGGCUUGAUGAACUUCAGGGCCGUCCAACUCAGUCACGUACCAGAACCAGACGUGACCACCCAAGGAGGAACAGCUGGUCCGAUCUAGAAAUCCGAGAAGAGUCUUAUGAUGAUGAUCGAUCCAUCAACCGUCCAAGGAGAGUUCCUAGGCAUCAAAACCGAGGUGAUGUCAAUCCUUUUGGUAGAAAUGAAAGAACCAAUGAUGGCUUGGGUGGUUUGAAAUUGAAAAUUCCAAGUUUUGAUGGCAAAAAUGAUCCGGAUGCUUUUCUUGAAUGGGAAAGAAAAAUUGAACUUGUGUUUGAUUGUCAAAAUUGUUCUGAUAUUAAAAAGGUUAGACUUGCUGCUGCUGAGUUUACUGGCUAUGCUAUUAACUGGUAUGAUCGAGUUGUGACUAGCAGGAGGAGAGCAGGUGAGGCGCCAGUCGAUACAUGGGAUGAGCUUUCCAUGCUGAUGCGGAGACGUUUUGUUCCCGACCAUUACCACCGGGAUCUACACCAUAAACUCAGGCGUUUGCUUCAAGGUUCUAAGACAGUUGAGGACUAUCACCAGGAGAUGGAGACCUUGAUGAUCAAAGCGGAUGUAGAAGAACCCUUAGACGCCACCAUGGCCAGAUUUCUUACCGGGCUCAACCGGGACAUACAAGACCGCAUGGAGCUGGAAGACUAUAACAGCAUGGAGCAGAUGCUACACAAGGCUGUGCUGAUCGAGCAACAAGUCAAGAGAAAGGGUCUCACUAAACCAACCUUUGCUUCUAAACCGACCUUUGCUUCCAAGCCAAACUAUCAAGACAAGGGUAAGUCUUCUUCCACAACAAAUACAGCUUUUAAGACUAAUGUCCCUGCUCGUGAUGAUAGAGAAAAGAAAGAAGAGGCUACCAAACGAACUAAAGACAUCCAAUGCUUUAGGUGUCGUGGCCUUGGCCACUAUGCCAAUCGAUGUCCGAACCAAAAGGUGAUGGUGCUUUUGGAGAAUGGAGAAGUCGAAUCUGAAGAAGACAAGGAGGAUCUCGGAGCAGUGUAUGAUGAUGAUGAUGAUAAAGAAGCACUUGACUUCCCGGUUCAUGGUCCCCUUCUUGUUACUAGGAGGGUCUUGGACGACACCACUGAUCCCAUCUUCGAUGAGGAGGUCGAUGGAGUGAUCGAUGAGUUUUGCUCGACCUUUGUGAAGAUUUCUGAUCCGAUUUAUGAUGAAGAUGUCCUUGAUGAGCCGAGCCAUGGUUCACUACUGGUUACUAGGCGUGCCUUGAGUGUCCAACCAAAAUCCAAUGACAAAGAACAAAGGGAGAAUCUCUUUCACUCUAGAUGUCUCAUUUCUGAUAAAGUUUGUUCUUUAAUCAUUGAUGGAGGUAGUUGCACUAAUGUGGCUAGUGACACCCUUGUAAAGAAACUUGGGCUUGUUACUCGACCUCUUUCUCGUCCUUUCAGGUUGGAGUGGCUCAAUGAGGCCGGAGAACAGUAUGUGAAGGAGCAAGUCACAGUUCCACUCUCCAUUGGCCGAUAUGAGGAUGAGGUUGUGUGCAAUGUGCUUCCCAUGGAUGCUUGCCAUGUUCUUUUGGGCCGGCCUUGGCAAUUUGACAAGAAGGCAGUGCAUGAUGGUUUCACCAACCGGCAUUCAUUUGAUCAUCAGGGAAAGAAGAUCACCUUGGUGCCUUUGUCGCCUUCGGAAGUUCAUCAAGACCAGGUCCAACUUAAGAAGAAUCGAGACCAAGACUCUAAAGCUGAUAAACCUGAGACCAGUACCAGAAACUCCAACUUCUUUGUCAAGGAAAGUCAGGUAAGGAAGUCUCUUUGCUCUCAAAAGCCAUUUAUCUUACUGAUUUAUAAAGAGUCUCUCUUGGCCUCAUCGUCUUCUGAUCUUGCACCGGAGAUUCCGAGUGAGUUUUUAGGUAUCUUGCAGGAUUAUUCUGAUGUGUUUCCAGAAGAAAAUCCCAAAGGAUUGCCACCGGUAAGAGGCAUUGAACAUCAGAUUGAUCUCGUCCCGGGCGCCUCUCUACCGAACCGACCAGCGUACCGCACCAAUCCGGUCGAGACCAAGGAGUUGGAGAAACAGAUCAAUGACUUGCUUGAAAAGGGAUACAUCAGAGAGAGUCUCAGUCCCUGUGCCGUGCCUGUUCUACUUGUACCAAAGAAGGAUGGUUCCUGGAGGAUGUGUGUGGACUGCCGGGCCAUAAACAACAUCACGGUAAAGUAUCGACAUCCUAUCCCUCGUCUUGAUGAUAUGCUUGAUGAACUCCAUGGUUCUAAGUACUUUUCUAAGAUAGAUUUGAGAAGUGGCUAUCAUCAGAUUAGGAUGAAAGAAGGUGAUGAAUGGAAAACGGCCUUUAAAACAAAACUAGGUUUGUAUGAGUGGCUUGUCAUGCCCUUUGGUCUCACGAAUGCACCUAGUACUUUCAUGCGCCUAAUGAAUCAUGUCUUGAGGUCUUUUAUUGGUCAUUUUGUUGUGGUUUACUUUGAUGACAUUCUUAUUUACAGCAAAAGCCUUGAAGAGCACAAACAGCACUUGAAAUCUGUUCUUGAAGUCCUUAGAAAGGAACGUUUGUUUGCUAACCUUGGAAAGUGUUCUUUUGGCACAGAUCAUGUGGUCUUUCUAGGUUUUGUUGUAGGUGCAGAUGGCUUGAGAGUGGACGAGCAGAAGGUCCAAGCAAUCCGGGACUGGCCGAUUCCGACCUCCAUUGGUGAAGUAAGAAGCUUCCAUGGCCUUGCCGGCUUCUAUAGGCGAUUUGUUCAAAACUUCAGUACCUUGGCCGCUCCUCUUACUGAAGUAAUCAAGAAGAACGUGGGGUUCAAAUGGGGACCAGCUCAGGAAGAAGCAUUCGAAAUUCUUAAAGGGAAGUUGACUCAUGCCCCUUUACUUGUACUUCCAGAUUUUUCUAAAGCUUUUGAAAUCGAAUGUGAUGCUUCUGGUGUUGGUAUUGGUGCUGUGUUGAUGCAGGAAGGAAAACCAGUGGCUUAUUUCAGUGAGAAGCUGGGAGGAGCCAUGCUCAACUACCCCACAUACGACCAAGAACUCUAUGCCUUGGUGAGGGCCCUUCAAACGUGGCAGCACUAUCUUUGUCCUAAGGAGUUCAUUAUCCACACUGAUCAUCAGUCUCUAAGACACCUUAAGGGUCAGCAAAAGCUCAACAAGAGGCAUGCUCGUUGGAUGGAGUUCAUUGAGACAUUCCCAUAUGUGAUCAAGUACAAACAAGGUAAGGAGAAUGUUGUGGCCGAUGCAUUGUCUCGAAGGUAUACUCUUCUCUCAGCUCUUGAAACUAAACUGCUUGGUUUUGAAUUUAUCAAGGAUCUUUAUGCCUCUGAUCAGGACUUUAAAGAGAUUUUUCGAAAAUGCCCAAAGGUUGCUUAUGGCAAAUACUUUCAAAAUUCUGGUUUCUUAUUCUUUGAUAACCGUUUGUGUGUGCCCCAAUGUUCUUUGAGGGAGUUGUUUCUCAGGGAAGCUCAUGGAGGUGGGCUUAUGGGACAUUUUGGUGUCAAAAAGACUUACAAGGCGGUUCAUGAUCACUUCUAUUGGCCGAGCUUAAUGAAAGAUGUGGAACGGAUAUGUAGCCGUUGUGUGGUGUGCAAGAAGUCUAAAUCCAAGUCUUCAAACCACGGUUUGUAUUCUGCACUUCCUAUUCCUUCUCAUCCUUGGGUAGACAUUUCUAUGGAUUUCGUGUUAGGAUUGCCAAGGUCUAAGUCUGGACGAGAUUCAAUCUUUGUUGUUGUUGACAGAUUUUCGAAAAUGGCUCAUUUCAUUCCUUGUCAUAAAACUGAUGAUGCCACACAAGUAGCUGAUUUGUUCUUUAGAGAGAUUGUUAGGUUGCAUGGAAUGCCUAAGACCAUUGUAUCUGAUCGUGAUGCUAAGUUCCUUAGUUACUUUUGGAAAACCUUAUGGUCUAAACUAGGAACAAGAUUGAUGUUUUCUACAACUUGUCAUCCGCAAACUGAUGGUCAAACUGAAGUUGUUAAUCGAACCUUGUCUGCUCUGCUUAGGUCUUUGGUUAAGAAGAAUCUUAGGCUUUGGGAAGAAUGUUUACCACAUGUUGAGUUUGCUUACAAUCAUGCAAUGCAUUCUGCUACGAAGUUUUCUCCUUUUGAAGUUGUUUAUGGGUUUAAUCCUUUGUGUCCACUUGAUCUUUUACCUUUGCCUUUGAGUGAAAGAGUUAGUACAGAUGGCAAGAGGAAGGCGGACACUAUCAAAAAGCUACAUGAACAGGUUCGUGCAAACAUUGAAGCCAAGACCGAGAUCUAUAAAAGAUAUGCCAAUCAGAAAAGAAAGGAAGUUAUUUUCAAAGAAGGCGAUCUUGUUUGGGUUUACUUGAGGAAGGAGCGAUUUCCAGAAGAAAGAAAGUCUAAACUUAUGCCUCGGGUCGAUGGUCCAUUCCAGAUCCUCAAAAGAAUCAAUGACAAUGCUUAUCAGCUUGAUCUUCAAGGUAAGUAUGACAUUUCUUCGAGCUUUAAUUCCGAGGAUCAGUCCAUGGAAUCAGAUCAGAACGAGGAUCAGAACGUCCGGAACAACGCAACUGAGGUUCAGUCCAUCGAUCGGGCCGAACAUACCGCUCGGGCCGUGUAUCGUCUUGACCCGCACUCGUCCGGUUUGGAGCUUCAGCAUAACCCACGACCAGAUGGCCAAAUCAACCGUACUGAAGUUCGCCUCUCCCGUCCUGUUCGACAUGCUAAGUCCUUUGGUCAAGCCAGAAGUGAAGUUGUUCGAGUGGAAUCCAAAUCCGACCAUGGUCUCUCGCUCUUAAGCCGUCUUGGCCGAACCGGCGAUCGUUCUGAUGAACUGAUCCGACACUUCGAUCAGUUCAUGAACUUUGAUCAGCCAAAUCUCUCUAAGGCAAGACUCUUGAGGCUGUCCGAAGACUUAGCCAUCUUUUGGCCCGGAACAGUUCAUGAAAGUCAUCCGUCCGUACAUGAAGAACGAACCGGCCGUGUACUUCUUCUCACCGCGGGACGUGCUAUCAGUUACAUCGAAUCUGGACAAGAGUAG